This is a messenger RNA of Rhagoletis pomonella (apple maggot), 791 nucleotides long. Its product is annotated as calcium load-activated calcium channel. Gene Ontology annotation, biological process: endoplasmic reticulum calcium ion homeostasis. Gene Ontology annotation, molecular function: calcium channel activity. The record is from RefSeq and is a predicted model, not a curated record. Gene Ontology annotation, cellular component: endoplasmic reticulum; endoplasmic reticulum membrane; cytoplasm. NCBI's taxonomy places the organism in Eukaryota, Metazoa, Arthropoda, Insecta, Diptera, Tephritidae. The transcript has 4 exons. Bases 88 to 639 code for a protein of 183 amino acids.
GUUUUUCCCAACUCUACUAUGCAUUCCUAAUCUUCCUAUCUUAAUUUUUUUAGUAUUGAAAAUUUUGGACCUAUUAAUAUUCUAAAUAUGUGGAGCGAUACUAUUUUAAUUGUUUUUAUUUCCAUUUGCACGGCGCUAUUGGGAGAAGGUCUCACUUGGGUGCUAGUGUAUAGGACGGAAAAAUACCAAAAGCUGAAGGGAGAAGUUGAAAAACAAAGCAAGAAAUUAGAAAGACGUAAGGAAAUCCAUGGAGAAUCUCUCGAUAAAUCGCAGAAGAAGAAAAUUGAGCGUGAUGAAGAAAAACUAAAGAACAAUAAUAGAGAUCUUUCAUUGGUAAAAAUGAAGUCCAUGUUUGCAACAGGUUUUGCAUUCACCGCUCUCCUCAGCAUGUUCAACAGCAUAUUUGAUGGUCGUGUUGUGGCACAAUUACCGUUUACGCCCAUUUCUUGGAUUCAAGGCUUAAGUCAUAGGAACUUAUCCGGCGAUGAUUAUACCGAUUGCUCUUUCAUCUUUCUUUAUAUUCUCUGCACAAUGUCAAUUAGACAAAAUAUACAAAAAUUGUUGGGUUUCGCUCCUUCAAGAGCUGCGAGUAAGCAGGGUGGCGGUUUAUUUGGUCCGACACCAGGACAAUUUAAAUAGAAAUACAUAAAUAAUUACGGUUAAUAUGUUACUGUGAAAGCAAUCGUAAUACAAUUUCUAUUCAUUUGGUUAAAUAUCGUUUUUAAAUUAAUUCGAUAUUCAAUAAAUAAAGUAUGAAACCCUAUUUGUUUAGAUAAAAAUGUAUCCUUAAA